Plodia interpunctella (Indianmeal moth) is the source of this 1956-nucleotide messenger RNA. RefSeq names its product Reticulon-like1 (gene Rtnl1). The transcript is spliced from 7 exons. Lineage: Eukaryota; Metazoa; Arthropoda; Insecta; Lepidoptera; Pyralidae. Gene Ontology annotation, cellular component: endoplasmic reticulum membrane; axon. The record is from RefSeq and is a predicted model, not a curated record. Bases 455 to 1702 code for a protein of 415 amino acids.
UUUGUUCCAAGUCUGGAUUUUAUUGUCUCGUUAAAGGCUUUGAAAUUCUUUUGUAUUUCACAACUUGUUUGCAUUGAAGUAUUUAUCUAUACUAUAGUAUUAUUUUUUCUCCUAAUCGUUUCAAGUUGUUUAAAUUAAUUGUUUUCGUCACUAUUUGACUUUACGUUUAAAUACCGGCGGAAGACAUUCGCCUCCGCUGCACUGCAUUGGUCCGGAACUCGGAGGGGUCGGCUAUGAGUAAUACCGUUUCUCGUGCUGAGUGACGUCGUGCAGCGGCUGCCUGCGAGCGGCUCGGGCUCGCACAUCAGUCCGAUACAGUGUAGAGGCGCGACAGGACCCGCCCUCUUUGCGCCCCCACACCCUCAUUCGCAGUUUCGCACUUACGGUAUUACCGCAUUCUAUUGAUCUUCUAGAACGGUUAAUACACAUUACGUAUCGUUAUCAAAAACGUGAUAUGGAUAGCGCCGACGCUCUUCUCGGAGGCCUUGCAGGCGGCGACGCCGUAGUUCCCAUCGGAGCAUCGCACUCUGAGCAAUCUCUGAAGCGCGACCAGGAUUCAACGGACGACUUCGAGCACCUGGACCGAGAGAGCAAACAUGAGACUAACGAGUCACCUCUGCAUCAACCGCGCAUCGCCAGUCAGAAUUUCCUCGCUAUGGAACGCGAUGAUCCAUUCGUAGAUAUGCCUCGUGCCCCAUCAGUUGCAGAGAAACUAGCUGACCAGCUCGCUGAUAAAUUUACUGACAGCGAGUCGGACGCUGACACCGCGGGCGAGUCGCCCCUUCACCGCCCUAACCCGGUGCCGCAGGCUAAGCCUACCGUGCCUACGCCGGAACCGACUCCCGUGGCUCUUGAUCCUACUCCUGUCCUCGCACCUACUCCAGCACCGGCGCCAGUGUUAAAACCAGCGUCGGAGCCGAUUCCACCGGAGCCCAAACCUACUCUUGUGCCCGAACCAGUCCAGCCUCCCCUUGUAGCGCCUGCCCCAGCGCCGGCCCCGCAGCCAGCCGCUGCGACGCCAGAGCCCGCCCGUGCGCCUGUGGCACACGUCAUCGAAGCAGAAGUCAUCUUCUGCCAGAUGGGACUUGAUGCCUGGUUCGACCCGCAGAGGCUGCAUCCCGAAGUGGAGUCUCUGAUCUACUGGCGCAAUGCGGCGCGGUCGGGGGCAGCCCUGGGCGCCGGGCUGGUGCUCCUGAUAGCUCUGGCCUGCUGUUCCGUGGUGUCGGUGUUAGCCUACGCCUCCCUCCUCGCGCUGUCGGCGGCUGUCGCCUUCCGCAUAUACAAAAAUGUGCUCCAAGCCGUACAGAAGACUAAUGAAGGACAUCCAUUCAAAUGGCUGUUGGAGCAAGACAUCAGCGUGCCGGCCGAGCGCGCGCAGUCGCUGGCCGCCGCCGCCACCGCGCACCUCAACGCUGGGGCUAGCGAACUCCGCAGGCUGUUCCUGGUGGAGGAUCUGGUGGACUCCCUGAAAUUCGGCGUCCUGCUGUGGUGUCUCACGUACGUCGGCGCCUGCUUCAACGGAAUCACGCUCAUCAUCCUCGGCUGGAUAGCGCUGUUCACAUUGCCGAAGGCGUACGAGAUGAACAAGGCGCAAGUGGACGCCAACCUCGAGCUGGCGCGCGCCAAGAUUAACGAGAUCUCCGCCAAAGUGAGGGCAGCGGUGCCGCUGGGCAGGAAGUCAGAGAGUGAGAAGGACAAGUAAGCGGCGCCAGCCACUUCGACGCGACAGCGACGCGACUCUGCCGCCACCGCGCCGCGACCGCCGCCACCGCGCCACGCGGCGCCGCGACCGAACACAGUUCUUUCAUUAGCGCCGGAGUACUUCAAUCACUGUUUGUUAUAUUUAUUAUUAUUGUAAUAUUAAAGAUAAUACUUUACGUGUAAAGCUUUAUGAGACGAGUCAUGCGGAGAUUGUAUUUGCUUUUUGAAAUUUUAAAUUAAAAUACCUGUCGAAAA